Molecule: messenger RNA, 870 nt
Organism: Geodia barretti
Lineage: Eukaryota; Metazoa; Porifera; Demospongiae; Tetractinellida; Geodiidae
Source: the annotation of a GenBank genome assembly
AUGCCUGACCAGGAAGCUACCAUUGGAGUAAUUGGCGGCAGCGGCCUCUAUGACAUGGACGGGAUGACCGAUGUCCAUUACAUAGACGUAGAUACUCCUUAUGGUAAACCCAGCGACAGUGUGGUGGUGGGCACCCUGGAGGGAACGAGGGUCGCUUUCCUGCCGCGGCAUGGCAGAGGCCAUCGCAUAAACCCAACAGGCAUUCCGGUGCGGGCCAACAUUUACGCCCUGAAAGUCCUGGGAGUGCAGCGACUUAUUUCCGUCAGCGCUGUGGGUAGCCUCAAAGAGGACUUUGCCCCAUUGGACCUGGUGGUUCCGGACCAGAUUAUCGACCGUACUCGGCAGCGUCACAAUACGUUCUUUGACGAAGGCGUAGUUGCCCACGUGGGUUUUGCGGAGCCCUUUUGCCCCGGUGCCAGCAGCGUUAUCGCCGCUUCCGGUCAGGAAGUCGGUGUCACCACCCACCUGGGCGGGACGAUGAUUGUCAUGGAAGGGCCCGCCUUCUCCACCAAAGCCGAGUCAUUCAUGUACCGUUCCUGGGGAGCGGGCAUAAUUGGCAUGACCGCGCUACCGGAAGCCAAGCUGGCUCGGGAAGCCGAAAUGUGUUACGCCACGAUGGCAUGGAUUACCGACUAUGACUGCUGGCACGAGUCGGAAGAAACAGUGACGGUAGAAAUGGUGGUCCAGAAUUUGCUGCAGAACGUGGCCCAUUCCAAGGAAAUGCUGCACAAGGUGAUUCCUCAGUUGGUGCCGUCAGAGAACUGUGGCUGCAAUGCGGCUUUGAAGGAUGCCAUCAUCACCGACCCCCGCGGAAUCUCGGAAGAGACUAAACAUAAGCUGAGGCCAAUUGUUGGCAAAUAUAUAAACUAA